This is a messenger RNA of Clarias gariepinus (North African catfish), 3459 nucleotides long. RefSeq names its product AMP deaminase 2-like. Gene Ontology annotation, molecular function: AMP deaminase activity. Gene Ontology annotation, cellular component: cytosol. Gene Ontology annotation, biological process: IMP salvage; AMP metabolic process. Lineage: Eukaryota; Metazoa; Chordata; Actinopteri; Siluriformes; Clariidae. The transcript is spliced from 19 exons. Bases 348 to 2672 code for a protein of 774 amino acids. The record is from RefSeq and is a predicted model, not a curated record.
GAGUCUCUCUCUCUCUCUCUCUCUCUCUCACACACACACACACACAGAGUCUCUCUCUCUCUCUCUCACACACACACACACACACACAGAGUCUCUCUCUCUCUCACACACACACACACACACACAGAGUCUCUCUCACACACACACAGGGAGACUCUGCACUUUACACAGCUCUGUCUGGGUUUAUGAGGAGUAGAAGAGUGUUGGGGUUCUGUAAGGUCUAUAAGGAGGAGAACUCUGUACUGUAACCCUGUACUGUAACUCUGAGGGAAGAUAACGGGAGCUCGCGCGCUCUCAUCUGAGGAUUAACUGAAAAGCGCUGCGAGUUUUACUGAAACAGAGACACAAUGUCUGGAGAUCUCCGUGGCAGACAGAUGUCUCUCCCCCCACCUCUGGUCUCUCUGCACACGUCCAUGGAUGAAAAGUACAAAGAGAUUGCAGAGGAGCUGCUAGCACGCUCUCUGGUGGACGGUGAGGUGAGGAGCGCUCCUUAUGAGUUUCCUGAGGACACACCUAUCGAGCAGCUAGAGGAGAAACGACACCGGCUAGAGAGACAGAUCAGUCAAGACAUCAGGCUUGAGCCAGAGAUUCUGCUGAGAGCCAAACAGGACUUCCUGAAAAUUGACAGCACAGCUGACCUGCAAAACCUGAGAGAGCAGGACGAGGGGACGGGGGAUCAUAUGGUUCCUAAGGACACGGAGACAGUGUUAGAGAGAGAGUUUCAGCGCGUCACUAUCUCUGGAGAGGAGAAGUGUGGGGUGCCCUUCUCUGACUUGGCUGACUCUGCAGUGUGUAUCAUUAAAGCAUUGUUUAUUAGACAAAAGUACACAAGUGUGUCGAUGCAGGAUUUCUGCCGCACCACCGCCCGUCUGCUGCAGCAGCUCUCACACACACACACUUCACCCGACUUCAGCGUUGACACUGCUGAGAGUGAAGAUGCCCAGUUGCCCCCCACAGGUUCAGAGACACAUCCGUAUGAGGGGCAGGAGUGUAAGCCCCUCCCCUAUGACCUCGGAUACAGCUGCAGGAUGGAGUGUGGUGUUGUACACGUCUACACCUCCCCCACACACAGUACGGAGCUGGACCUUCCCUACCCGGAUCUGCAGGAGUUUAUCACUGAUAUGAACUUUAUGAUGGCACUUAUCAUCAACGGCCCAGUGAAGUCGUUUUGUUACCGCCGGCUGCAGUACCUCAGCUCCAAGUUCCAGAUGCACAUCCUUCUGAACGAGAUGAAGGAACUCGCAGCUCAGAAACAGGUUCCUCAUCGAGACUUCUACAACAUCCGCAAGGUGGACACACACAUCCACGCGUCCUCCUGUAUGAAUCAGAAACACCUGCUCAGGUUUAUAAAGCGAGCCAUAAAAAAGUAUCCUGAUGAGGUGGUGCACAUGGAGGGUGGGCGGGGCCAAACCCUGACGGAGGUCUUCCAGAACAUGAACCUGACGGCAUAUGACCUAAGCGUCGACACACUCGACAUGCAUGCGGACCGGAACACCUUUCAUAGAUUUGAUAAGUUUAAUGCGAAGUACAACCCCAUCGGAGAGUCGAUACUGCGAGAGAUCUUCAUCAAAACUGACAACUACAUCCAGGGCAAAUACUUUGCCCACAUCAUUAAGGAAGUGAUGUCAGACCUAGAGGAGAGUAAGUACCAGAAUGCCGAGCUGCGUCUGUCUAUUUAUGGACGAUCGAGGGACGAGUGGGACAAUCUGGCUGAAUGGGCCGUCUCACACUCCGUCUACUCACACAACGUCCGCUGGCUCAUCCAGACUCCACGCCUGUAUGAUGUGUACCGCAGUAAGAGACAGUUGAUGAAUUUCCAGCAGGUGUUGGAGAACAUCUUCCUGCCGCUGUUUGAGGUGACAAUCAGCCCACAGACACACACACAACUGCACCUGUUCCUACAGCAUGUGGUGGGCUUUGACAGUGUUGAUGAUGAGUCGAAACCAGAGCACCAUGUGUUCAGUAUGGACAGCCCUCACCCUGACACCUGGACUGAGGAGGAGAAUCCGCCGUACGCUUAUUACCUCUAUUACACCUACGCUAACAUGACUGUACUGAACCACCUGCGCAGGAGGCGGGGCUUAAACACUUUUGUUCUGCGACCUCAUUGUGGAGAGGCGGGGCCUAUUCACCACUUGGUGUCUGGAUUCAUGCUGUCGGCCAACAUCUCACACGGCCUGAUGCUCAGGAAGGCCCCUGUGCUGCAGUACCUGUAUUACCUGGCUCAGGUGGGCAUCGCUAUGUCACCCCUCAGCAACAACAGCCUGUUUCUUAGUUACCAUAGAAACCCGUUGCACGAGUACUUGUCACGUGGCCUCAUGAUCUCUCUCUCAACUGAUGAUCCGCUGCAGUUCCACUUCACCAAGGAGCCCCUGAUGGAGGAGUAUAGUAUUGCUGCUCAAGUAUGGAAGCUUAGCUCAUGUGACAUGUGUGAAUUAGCCAGAAACAGUGUGCUUAUGAGUGGCUUCUCACACCAGGUGAAGGUGUCGUGGUUGGGGGCAGGGUACAGGUGCGAGGGUCCUGACGGUAACGAUAUCCGCCGCUCCAACGUUCCCGACAUUCGCCUGGCCUUCAGACACGAGACUCUGUGUGACGAGCUGCAGCUCAUUACCCACGCUGCACGCAUACAGGGGGCGGGGCCAGAAGUGGAGACCAUUCAGAAAUUAAACUGAGACUUUUCUCCUCUUUUCCAUUCCUUUCUUUAUACACAUCAUUCAGUGUGUUGUUUUAAAGUAAAAUUAUUCACUAAUAUAUACUAAUGUUUUUGUUUAGACUGACAGUGUGUAGAAGUGUGUGUCACAUUAACACUGAUUCUGUUGCUAUGUUAACUAACACACACACACACACACACACACAGAUCUUGUUGGUUUUAGAAUUUUAUCAUUUAAAUUAGUUUACACAAUUUACCUUUUUUUGUCUUAUCCUUCAUUUACAUAUUUCCAUUUUUAUACAUUUUACAUUUUUCAGCAUUUUUCUCUCUCUCUCUCUCUCUCUCUCACACACACACACACACACACACACACACACCUGUAAUUCAAGCAUGAGUCCAUGUGCUCAUCAGACCCUAGGGUAAGGAACUUAAACAUUUUAUUAGAGUUUAUACACAUUUCCCUACAUUUUAUAUUAUAAAAUUAUAAACUCACUAUAAUUGUUCGAUUCUGUAAAGCUGCUCUGUGACAUGAGCGCUGUUUAAUCACUAUAGAAAUAAAACUGAUUUAACUAAAUCGAAUUUAUCUUUAUUAUUAUUUAAAUAACACUGAUAAUCAUUUAGAAUAAUUAGAAUGUUAGUGAGCAUAAUAAUAAUAAAUACUGACUUUAACCUGUGUAAAGCCUCCAGGUGAGUACAGGUACAGAGUGUUGGCGAGUAUAACACUCGUGUUUGUUACUGUCAUGCAGUGUUUCUUACAGAAUGUUACGAUCAUUUAUUUGAGUCGCUUCAAAUCUGGCACAUUGAAAGGG